AAAGGGUUGUCUCUGACUUUUUCGGAGAUGUUUUGGAUUAUAGGGGGUGGGCUUGCGUGUGAUGAGCCCACCAUCCAUGACUCGGAAGAAUGCAGACAUAGCAGAUAAGAAAUGGAAUCAGAAACUGAAGCAAAUCCACAUAAGCUUCCAACAGGAAGAACAAGCCAAGUGGUGAAGAAAAGACAGAGUGGGAAAAGCGUUGAAAGCCCAUUAACCUUUUUAAGGGUCUCUCUCUUUCUGUUUCUCUCCCUGUUUCUCUUCUUGCCUUUUCAAGCGUCUCCAAAACCACCCAAAACCAUUUUUUUUUCAUUGGAAGUUUUUUUUGGAUGGUAACUUUCUUGGGUGCCAAAAACAGAGCAAGCCUUCCGAAUAUUUUCAUGUUGAGAAUUACAAAAACCUUGAGUGGGGAACCUCUCUGUUUCUCCUUGUAAACCGCCCUUGGAUUGAAUUCUCAAGGAGAAGAAGGUCUUAGAGUCAUUUUCCUUGGUGUCUCAACUGUGUUGGGAGAGGAGGAAGAAGAGGAACUAUGGAGGUGGGAGAUGGGUCUUUUGCUCCUGUAGGUGUGUCCAAGCAGAGGGCAGACCAGUACAAAGGCGGGCUCACUACUUAUGUGGUCGUUGCUUGCCUUGUUGCUGCUGUUGGGGGUGCAAUUUUCGGCUAUGACAUUGGGGUUUCAGGAGGCGUGACAUCAAUGGAUACAUUUCUUGAAAAAUUCUUCCACACAGUCUAUUUAAAAAAGAGGCGGGCCGAAGAAGACCACUACUGCAAGUACAAUGACCAAGGCCUUGCAGCAUUUACCUCUUCACUCUACCUUGCUGGUUUGGUUGCGUCCAUUGUGGCAUCGCCUAUUACAAGGAAGUAUGGGCGUCGAGCAAGUAUAGUAUGUGGUGGGAUCAGCUUUCUUGUUGGAGCUACCCUAAAUGCUGCAGCUGUGAACUUGGCGAUGCUUCUUUCGGGUCGGAUCAUGCUUGGUAUUGGCAUUGGAUUUGGCGAUCAGGCAGUGCCACUAUAUUUGUCAGAGAUGGCGCCAGCCCAUCUCCGAGGAGCACUGAACAUGAUGUUUCAGUUAGCAACCACGACGGGGAUCUUCACAGCAAACAUGAUCAAUUACGGAACAGCAAAGCUCCCCUCAUGGGGAUGGAGGUUGUCAUUGGGCCUGGCUGCAUUACCAGCUAUCUUAAUGACAGUGGGAGGCCUACUUCUUCCUGAGACUCCCAACAGUCUAAUUGAACGGGGAUCAAGGGAGAAAGGGAGACAAGUCCUAGAAAGAAUCAGAGGUACCAACGAAGUUGAUGCAGAGUUUGAAGACAUUGUGGAUGCUAGUGAGCUUGCAAACUCAAUCAAGCAUCCUUUCAGAAACAUCCUUGAGAGAAGGAACAGGCCACAGCUGGUUAUGGCAAUCUGCAUGCCAGCUUUCCAGAUCCUCAACGGCAUCAAUUCUAUUCUCUUCUAUGCCCCAGUUCUGUUUCAGACCAUGGGAUUUGGAAAUGCUUCUCUCUACUCCUCCGCUUUGACAGGGGCCGUUCUUGUUUUAUCCACAGUGGUUUCAAUCGGAUUGGUGGAUAGAUUGGGUAGAAGAGUUUUACUGAUUUCUGGGGGAAUCCAAAUGGUCUUAUGUCAGGUGAUAGUUGCCAUAAUCCUGGGGGUCAAGUUCGGAAGCAAUGACGAGCUCUCGAAAGGCUACUCAGUAUUGGUGGUGAUUGUGAUCUGCCUCUUUGUUAUAGCUUUCGGAUGGUCGUGGGGGCCACUUGGGUGGACAGUUCCAAGUGAGAUAUUCCCACUGGAGACCCGAUCAGCAGGACAGAGCAUAACAGUGGCUGUGAACCUCCUGUUCACCUUCAUAAUAGCUCAGUGUUUCCUUUCCAUGCUUUGUUCUUUCAAGCAUGGAAUUUUCCUCUUUUUUGCUGGGUGGAUUGUUAUCAUGACCCUCUUCGUAUACUUCUUCCUACCUGAAACAAAGGGAGUUCCCAUUGAAGAAAUGAUAUUCGUGUGGAAGAAGCAUUGGUUCUGGAAGAGGAUGGUGCCUGGGACUCCAGAUGUUGACGACAUCGAUGGCCUGGGAAGCCAUUCAAUGGAGUCAGGUGAAAAGACAAAGCUAGGCAGCUGAGCUUAAUUCUUCCGAUUUCGGUGAACUUCAAAUAAUCCAUGUAGCAUAUGGCAAGCCAGGCUCCUAUCAUGAGCCAAAUAAAUUAGUCUUUGUAUAUUGUUGCAGGGUGGAGGGUUUAAUUUGGCCUACCGUGAGAGAUCCCACAUACAAAUGAGGCUUUGUUUAUAUUUUCCGCAUGAAGUAUGGAUGGCUACGGAACAGACUUGGGACGGGCCAUCUCUAUUCAAACUCCUCCUUUUAUUUAAAUUUAUUUCCAUCCUCCCCCAAAAAUGAAA
Messenger RNA from Vitis riparia (riverbank grape), 2382 nucleotides. RefSeq names its product sugar transport protein 7-like. Gene Ontology annotation, cellular component: membrane. Gene Ontology annotation, molecular function: monosaccharide transmembrane transporter activity. The record is from RefSeq and is a predicted model, not a curated record. NCBI's taxonomy places the organism in Eukaryota, Viridiplantae, Streptophyta, Magnoliopsida, Vitales, Vitaceae. Gene Ontology annotation, biological process: monosaccharide transmembrane transport. The coding region runs from base 527 to 2107 and encodes 526 amino acids. The transcript is spliced from 5 exons.